GCUGUUGUACUUUCUCUUUAUUUUUUCUCAUCUUUUUCUACUGUCAUAUCAAUCCCAAAGUGUUUACCAGUGUUUACCCAAUUUUAUACGCAAUCACACACGACAAGAAUAUAUUUGAAAUCUAUUAUAGUCAAGUGUGAUAAAUUUAAAAACCCGCCAAUAUAAUAAGUGUACUACUACCUGUUCCAUCAACACAUCUUGCGACUUUUGAAAAAAAUAAACAUAAGCAAGAUGUUUGUCAUGUUAUAUUAAACUUAAUUAUACUUAAUUAUAGUUUGAAAUAAUUUUUGGUAUUUAUUUUCUCGUAGUUGUUUGGUUUUAACGCGAUUUUAUAAAGCAAAGUCUAAUUAUGUGCAAAAAAUAAUGAUUAUCACAUAUGAUAAUUACCAGAUUAUUAUCUAAAUAAAAACGUAUCAUUUUGUUGAAAAAAUAUUCGGAUAAUUAUUAGUUGUUAUUGAGGUAAUUAAUAAAAAUGGACAUUCAUCAAGACAACGAUACUUGUAUGAUACAAAUGACCGAAAAAGAAGAUGAAAAUUUAAUUGAUAAUUCUGGUAUUGAUAUUAAUUUUUCCAAAAUUUCUUAUACACCAAGUAAACAAAAAAAAGAAAUUUUAAAAAAUGUAAAUGGUUAUUUUAAAGCACAAUCUCUGAAUGUUAUAAUUGGUAAAUCAGGAGCUGGUAAGACAAGUUUAUUGUCAGUUAUUUGUGGUAAUAAAUCAUCAAAUGUAAAAGGUGAAAUUUUACUAAACAAUGUUAUUAAAAGUCCUGAAAUAUUGCGUAAAACAAUAUGUUAUAUUCCUCAAGAAUUUGAUUUGUUGCCUUGGAUGACAACAAGAGAAACAAUUUAUUUUUCUGUAUGUUUAAAAAUUCCAAAAAAUUAUGGACAAUCAUUUCAAACAAUUGUAAAUCAAGUUGCUGAAAAAUUGGGACUCAAUCAUUGUUUGGAAACAAUGACAGAUUGUUUAAGUGGUGGUGAAAAAAAAAGACUAUCAAUUGCUAUUGAAAUUGUAACAGAUCCAUCCAUUCUAUUUUUGGAUGAACCAACAAGUGGAUUAGACAGUACAUCGUCUAAUCAAGUAAUAAGUCUUUUAAAAAGUUUGGCUAAUUCUGGUUGUACAAUUGUCACGACAAUUCAUCAACCAAGUAGCCACAUGAUGACUAUGAUUGAUGUGAUUAUGGUUUUAUCUGAGGGCCAAAGUUUGUACUGUGGACCUAAAAAUAAAAUUAUUGAAACUUUUAAAGAAGCUGGAUUUAUAUGUCCACCUUUUUAUAAUAUUUGUGAAUUUACUAUUGAAGUUGCUACUGGUCAACGUGGUGGAGAUCUUGAAACAUUAAAAAAACUAAGUGAAAAAAAUUAUCAAUCAAGUCAUUUGAGUCUGAUAGAGUUGGAUGAAGAAAAACUUGGUAAAAAAUUGAUGAAAAAAAAAUUAAAAGUAUCUUACAUUGAUGAAUUAAAAGUACUUUUGUGGCGUGCUAUUAUUUGCAUUUUACGAGAUAAUUUAAUGACUACACUUCGUCUAGCUGCACAUGUUUUUAUUGGACUUCUUAUUGGCAUUGUUUUUUAUAAUUUUGGUAAUGAAGCUGAUAAAAUUCCUAGCAAUAUUGCAUGUAUUUUUUUUUUUAUUUUAUUUUUAUUUUUUGCAAAUGCUAUGCCAGCUGUUGAAAUGUUUCCAAUUGAGGCGGGAGUUUUUUUUCGAGAACACGUCAAUCACUGGUAUCAUUUGUGGACUUACUAUCUUGCAAAAAUUUUAACAGAUUUACCACUUCAGAUUAUUAAUCCAACGAUUUUUCUAAGUAUUGCCUAUUGGAUGACAGGUCAACCGAUGGAACUUGAUAGAUUUAUGAAAGCCUGGUUAAUAUCUUUUUUAAUCACGAUUUUGGCUCAAUCAUGUGGAAUUUUAACAGGAGCAAUAUUUGAUAUUCAUGUUGGUGGUUUUCUUGUUCCUGCAGUAAACAUUCCAAUGAUUUUAUUUGCUGGAUUUUUUUUAAAACUCGGUGAAAUACCAAUUUAUCUUCAACCUCUGAGUGUCAUCAGUUAUUUUAGAUAUGCCUUUGAAGGUUUUCUUCAAGCAAUUUAUCUUGAUAAUAAUAAACUUCUUAAUUGUUCAACAAGUAUUUGUCUACUUCAAGUACCAAAAAAAAUUUUAAAAUACAUGGACAUGCCGACAAUUUCAUUUUCAACAACAAUUUUCGCACUUAUUGUUUGGAUAAGUAUACUUCAUAUUUUAAUUUACACUGUAUUACGAUGUAAAUUUACUAGUUUUGUCAAAUAA
This is a messenger RNA of Aphidius gifuensis, 2272 nucleotides long. Its product is annotated as ATP-binding cassette sub-family G member 4-like. The coding region runs from base 473 to 2272 and encodes 599 amino acids. The record is from RefSeq and is a predicted model, not a curated record. NCBI's taxonomy places the organism in Eukaryota, Metazoa, Arthropoda, Insecta, Hymenoptera, Braconidae. The transcript is spliced from 8 exons. Gene Ontology annotation, cellular component: plasma membrane. Gene Ontology annotation, molecular function: ATP hydrolysis activity; ATP binding; ABC-type transporter activity.